UCGCCUUCUACAGCUCAACAGAAAAGCUUCCAGUCCACUCAGAUUUUUCCAACCCACAUUUCUACUUCCAGCAAGAUGGUCAAGCUUUGCCUGAUGUUCUCCGCCUUGUUGGCUUUGGCUUCCGCUUACCCAGCGCCCAACCCUAACGUCGUUGGUUACACUUCCCGCACUGUCUACACUACAGGAAUGGAUCCAUCACAAAUGCCUGCUGGAGCAACUUACUAUGUAGAUUAUCCAGUGGCCAUAGACCCCAGAUACUACCAAUAUUACCAACCCCAGCCGCAAAUGCCAGUGCACGACCGUCAGCGCCGCCAAAUUGGAUUCGGUGGUUUGGGAGGAGGAAUGGGAGGAGGAAUGGCCGGCGCUCAAGCCCAAGCACAAUCACAGUCGAUGGGAUCCGGUGUGGGACUUGGCAUGGGUGGCAUGGGUGGCAUGGGUGGCUUGGGAAUGGGAUUCAACCCUUACAUGAUGGGCAUACCAUUCUUCGGUUAAUUCUUAAAUUAAUUCACUUUGUAAAAAAUCUAAAGCCAAAAACUGACUGCACUGUAAUAUUUAAUAUUUAGCUUAUAAGCAUAUUUGUAAUAAUUAUGUGUGUUCUCUAUGUAAAAUAAAUGAAAAAUUAUUCAUUCUAG
Molecule: messenger RNA, 632 nt
Organism: Neocloeon triangulifer
Lineage: Eukaryota; Metazoa; Arthropoda; Insecta; Ephemeroptera; Baetidae
Exons: 3
Coding region: 76-492 (138 amino acids)
Source: RefSeq, a predicted model, not a curated record